Vigna radiata var. radiata (mung bean) is the source of this 1142-nucleotide messenger RNA. Its product is annotated as BAG family molecular chaperone regulator 1. Bases 200 to 1015 code for a protein of 271 amino acids. The record is from RefSeq and is a predicted model, not a curated record. The transcript has 5 exons. Gene Ontology annotation, biological process: protein stabilization. NCBI's taxonomy places the organism in Eukaryota, Viridiplantae, Streptophyta, Magnoliopsida, Fabales, Fabaceae. Gene Ontology annotation, cellular component: cytoplasm. Gene Ontology annotation, molecular function: adenyl-nucleotide exchange factor activity; protein-folding chaperone binding.
AUUUUCUAUUUGUUUUUUUUUUCUUUUCUUUUUAUAUUUUCUUUCACUUAUCCCAUUAUAUCAUAGUAUUUCUCAGUCGGUUUCUGUUCUCUUCUCCAUUCUCUCUGUAUAUUUUUUGCCUCCACCGACUGCUAGUUUUCGCUAGCUUCACCAAACUCAAGCCAUAAAACUUUGGUUUUGGUCAAAGUCCACCCACAACAUGUUUUUUAGCAGCAGACGAGGUGACAUUGUUGGUCAUGGUAACACAGACAUAGCUGAGUGGGAAUUAAGACCAGGAGGUAUGGUGGUGCAGAAACGUAACUCAGAUGUGAAUCAAAAUUUCACAUCUAAAUCCACCAUCAAAGUCAGAGUGAAAUAUGGAUCAUCCUAUCACCAUAUUCAAAUCAGCUCUCAUGCAAGCUUUGGAGAAUUGAAGAAAAUAUUAACAGAACCUACUGGACUGCAUGUUCAGGAUCAGAAGUUGAUUUACAAGAACAAGGAGAGAGAUUCAAAGUCAUAUCUUGAUGUUGAGAGAGUCAAAGAUGGGUCAAAGUUGGUGCUUCUUGUGGACGUUGAGAGCAGAGAAAGAAGGAUUCUUGAGAAGUUAAAAGUUAUAAAGAAGGAAAAGACUUCAAAAUCUUUGACAGAAAUAAAGUUGGAGGUUGACAAACUAUGCAAGAAGGUUGCAGCUUUGGAGGCUGAUGAUUCCAGAGGUGGGAUUAUAACAGAGUUAGAUGUGGAGACUUUGACUGAAAAUUUGAUGAGAACAUUGAUUGCAUUGGAUGAAAUUUAUGGUGAAGAUGAGCUGAAGCUGCAGAGAAGAGAAUUGGUUAGGAGAGUUCAGAAACACAUUGAGACUCUAGAUAUGCUGAGGAUGACAAGGCAAAAUUCAAUUAGCCUUAAAAAGGAUGAAAAGAAGAACAAUGUGCAUUAUGGUGUUGAGUUUCAGAAGAGGCAGGGAAAUCCUAAGCAGCAGCAACCAAUGCAACAUUCUGACUCUGUUGUGGUGACCACAAAAUGGGAAACUUUUGAUUAAGGCUUUUGGAUUUAUAACCAUAAUGUAUCAGUGACUCAUCAUGUGAUUGAAAAUUGCUUUUCUCUAAAAGAAAUGACACUUUUCUGCUAUUUUUAAUAGUAUUAUUUAAAUUAAUUAAUUUAUCUCA